Molecule: messenger RNA, 180 nt
Organism: Grosmannia clavigera kw1407
Lineage: Eukaryota; Fungi; Ascomycota; Sordariomycetes; Ophiostomatales; Ophiostomataceae
Exons: 2
Coding region: 1-180 (59 amino acids)
Source: RefSeq, a predicted model, not a curated record
AUGCCUGCUUCCGACUCUCUUCAGCCUCCUUUGACCCCGGCCGAACGUGAUAUUGUCAAGUCAUACGGCGGUUGGACCAACUUCAUGCUUGCCAUGGGCCUCAAGCCGUGGGUGGACGAUGAUAUGGCUGAAGGCAAGGCUAUUCUGGAGGGUUUAGUCCACAAUGAUUCGGAACACUGA